Messenger RNA from Amaranthus tricolor (Joseph's coat), 1648 nucleotides. RefSeq lists its product as uncharacterized. Lineage: Eukaryota; Viridiplantae; Streptophyta; Magnoliopsida; Caryophyllales; Amaranthaceae. The transcript is spliced from 9 exons. Gene Ontology annotation, biological process: rRNA base methylation; tRNA methylation. The coding region runs from base 92 to 1453 and encodes 453 amino acids. The record is from RefSeq and is a predicted model, not a curated record. Gene Ontology annotation, molecular function: iron-sulfur cluster binding; RNA methyltransferase activity.
UUUCAGUGCUCGUAACUUAUUUCUCUAAGCUUUACAAACUUGGUAUUAAACCCUAUUCUUAUACACUUUCUCCUUCUCACACCAUUCAACAAUGGAUAAAAGUUGCAUAUGGAUGAGGCGUAUUAUGCUUGGAAUUUAUCCCCUACCUUUCACCCAAACGCCCUCUUCAAUCUCCACCCUUAAAUUUCCACCAUCUUCAUCAUCUUCUGUAAUCUCUUUCUUCUCAAAUCAUCAACUCAAACGCUCUUUCUCUGCCACCCCUUGUUCCUCAUCUCUUUCUCUUUACUCCAUUGACAAUGAUACAGUCUCUAAUCCCUUCAUUUCCAGAACUGAUGAGACUCAUUCCAACGAAGAAAAGUUAAGGACUUUGCUAAAAGGAAUGACAUAUGAUGAGCUUGAAAAAUGGGUCCAGUCACAUGGUUAUAGGCCAGGUCAGGCGAUGAUGUUGUGGAAACGCCUUUAUGGUAACAACAUCUGGGCUCAUUGCUGUGAGGAAUUGGAAGGUUUAAACAAGGAUUUCAAAAAAAUGUUGAGUGUUCAUGCAGAUUUUACGGCAUUGUCUCUGAAAGAAAUUCGCUCUGCAGUUGAUGGAACUAAAAAGAUAUUAUUCACAUUGGUGGAUGGAUUGGUGAUUGAAACAGUUAUAAUCCCUUGUGAUAGAGGAAGAAAUACAGUGUGUGUUUCAAGUCAAGUGGGCUGUGCUAUGAAUUGUCAGUUCUGCUUUACUGGAAGGAUGGGAUUAACCAGACACCUUACUACUGCUGAGAUUGUAGAACAGGCUGUCUUUGCUCGGCGAUUGUUCACUAAAGAAGUUGGGUGCAUUACAAAUGUCGUCUUCAUGGGCAUGGGAGAACCAUUUCAGAAUAUUGAUAACGUAAUUAGAGCUGCAAACAUAAUGGUGGAUGAGCAUGGACUCCAUUUCAGUCCACGAAAAGUUACUGUUUCAACCAGUGGACUGGUCCCACAGCUGAAGCGUUUUCUCCAUGAAUCCACUUGUGCUCUUGCCGUUAGCUUAAAUGCGACUACUGAUGAGGUGAGAAACUGGAUCAUGCCUAUCAAUCGGAAGUAUAAUUUAGAGUUACUUCUUGGGACACUUAGAGAAGUAUUGAGACAUCGACGUAAUUACAAAGUUCUAUUUGAAUAUGUGAUGCUUGCUGGAAUCAAUGACAGCAUGGAGGAUGCAAAGAGACUUAUUAAUCUUGUUCAAGACAUUCCCUGCAAGAUCAAUCUCAUCCAAUUCAAUCCUCAUAGUGGGUCCCUCUUCAAGCCGACUGAAGAAAAGAAGAUGAUCGAGUUCAGGAAUGUUCUGGCCACUGGAGGGUGCACAGUGUUCCUACGAUUCAGCAGGGGUGAUGAUCAAAUGGCAGCUUGCGGCCAACUAGGAAAACCCGGUGAAUUUCAGGCUCCUCUGCUUCGAGUUCCUUCUCAGUUCAAGAAAGUAUUGAGCGCCUGAUUUUAGAUUACAUCUUAGUAAGCUUGUUAAGUCAUUUCCAUGCUGUAUAUCCAAGCCAAGUGUAGCUCUUCACUUUUUCUUUUGAAACUGUAGCCCUUCAGGAGUUCAGGUAUGUUAACACAAGAUAGAAAUUUGUGCAAUUGCCUAUUGUUAAUACUGAUCUUCGUUAUGACUUAUGAGUUUUCCCCUUUACCA